CCACCCGCGAGCGCCCCAUUGUUCACUGGCAUCAUUGUUGGUCUGACCUCCCAGCUGCUCAGCCAUGGCCCCCAAGAAAGCCAAGAAGAGGACAGCAGAGGGAGCUAACUCCAACGUGUUCUCCAUGUUUGAGCAAGCCCAGAUCCAGGAGUUCAAAGAGGCCUUCACCAUCAUGGACCAGAACAGAGACGGCUUCAUCGACAAGAACGACCUGAGAGACACGUUUGCCGCUCUAGGACGUCUGAAUGUGAAGCAGGAGGAGAUCGACGACAUGCUGAAAGAGGCUCCCGGCCCCAUCAACUUCACCGUCUUCCUCACCAUGUUCGGCGAGAAGCUGAAAGGGGCGGAUCCUGAAGAGACCAUCCUCAACGCGUUCAAAGUCUUCGACCCUGAGGGGAAAGGGGUGCUGAGGAAGGAUUAUGUGACACAGAUGCUAACAACACAAGCCGACCGAUUCUCCCCUGAAGAGAUGGAGCAGAUGUUCGCUGCUUUCCCCCCCGAUGUGGCAGGAAACCUGGACUACAAGAACCUGGUUCAUAUCAUCACUCACGGAGAGGAGAAAGACCAGGAGUAACAUGUCGAAAUGCUCAUCAAAAACAGAGUCUGUGUCUUUACCCGCUGCUUCUGAUGGAGAAACGGACUGUAUUCUCGGCUCCUGUGCUGGUUUCUCAGCGUCUGUUCAUUACUCACUCAGCACAGAGGAUCCUGACUGAUCCAGAUGUGGACAGCAUCAGCAUUGCGAGCUGUCUCACUCGCCUUCAACAUAUUCUCUCACUCACCUCAGACUAAUGAAAACGAGUGUCCCUCGUCCUUUUGUACAGUUCAAACGAAAACUUUCCCAUUUUUUGUUGCUCAGUUUAUGCGAGUCAAUCAAAUAAAGAUUUUUGAAGA
Salarias fasciatus (jewelled blenny) is the source of this 891-nucleotide messenger RNA. It is a transcript of the gene myl2a, whose product is annotated as myosin, light chain 2a, regulatory, cardiac, slow. Gene Ontology annotation, molecular function: calcium ion binding. The coding region runs from base 65 to 574 and encodes 169 amino acids. The transcript is spliced from 7 exons. The record is from RefSeq and is a predicted model, not a curated record. Lineage: Eukaryota; Metazoa; Chordata; Actinopteri; Blenniiformes; Blenniidae.